Messenger RNA from Nicrophorus vespilloides, 909 nucleotides. Its product is annotated as putative phosphatidate phosphatase. Lineage: Eukaryota; Metazoa; Arthropoda; Insecta; Coleoptera; Silphidae. The record is from RefSeq and is a predicted model, not a curated record. Gene Ontology annotation, molecular function: phosphatidate phosphatase activity. Bases 17 to 694 code for a protein of 225 amino acids. The transcript is spliced from 2 exons. Gene Ontology annotation, biological process: phospholipid metabolic process; phospholipid dephosphorylation; signal transduction.
UAACGUCAUCGCGUUGAUGUUUCAGAUUGUCGUGUUGGAGAUCAUCAGAUGCCGAAAAGACAACGGCAGCAAAGUGGUGGUCUGGGGAAGGAAAGUUCCGAACGUCCUGUGGCAGAUCUACUGCUCGGCGGCGUUCUUACUCCUCGGAAUGGCCUUCUCGCAACUGAGCACCGACAUCAUCAAGUAUAUGGUUGGAAGACUGAGACCGCACUUCUACACGGUCUGUCAGCCGGUCUUCGGUAACGGGAUGACAUGCGAGAAGAUCGACAAGAACUUCCACAGGUACGUGGAGGACUACCGGUGCACCGGCGGCACGGAGCGUCAACUGAAGGAGAUGCGACUGUCGUUCCCGUCCGGUCACAGUUCGUUCUCCAUGUACACGAUGCUCUACUUCGCGCUCUACCUGCAGGCCAGAUGGCAUUCCUGCAGCAACACGAAGAUCCUGAAGCACGCCGUUCAGUUCUUGGCGGUCCUCUCGUCAGUGGCCGUCGCGAUGAGCCGGAUAUCCGAUUACAAACAUCACUGGUCGGACGUUCUCGGUGGUCUCACCCUCGGCGCCACCGUCGCCAUCAUCACCGCCCGAUGCUUUUCCGGCAUCUUCGACAAAACCGGAAGGCAUCAGCAGCAGCUUGAAGGAAGCAAGAUUUCCGCAGAACUCACCAACUUGAACCUCAACAACGGGAACAACGUUUAGAGAGCAACAGCUUCUUCUCUUUAUUAUUUUUUUUUUAAUUAACGAAAUGAGAUUAUUAUGGUGUUUUUUUUCUUUCUUUUGUUUAUUUGUUUGUUUCAUCUUUUGUUUUUCUUUUUUUGAGUAUCUUCUACGUAGCAGUGCAGUAUUAAUACUUAACUUAUUCGAUGGUUAAAUCGACCUUCUUUCGUCUUUUGUUUUGUUGGUUGUUAAGGACG